Molecule: messenger RNA, 2316 nt
Organism: Verticillium alfalfae VaMs.102
Lineage: Eukaryota; Fungi; Ascomycota; Sordariomycetes; Glomerellales; Plectosphaerellaceae
Product: ubiquitin homeostasis protein lub1
Exons: 3
Coding region: 1-2316 (771 amino acids)
Biological process (GO): ubiquitin recycling; proteasome-mediated ubiquitin-dependent protein catabolic process
Cellular component (GO): cytoplasm; nucleus
Molecular function (GO): ubiquitin binding
Source: RefSeq, a predicted model, not a curated record
AUGACUGACUUCAAGCUCUCGGCCCAACUCACCGGCCACGACUCUGAUGUCAAAGCCGUCAGCUUUCCUUCUCCCGAUGCCGUCUUGACCGCGUCCCGCGAUGGCAGCGUCCGCAAAUGGCAGCGAACCGGAACCUCCCCGCCAACAUUUGAACCUACAGUCUCCAGCCAGAACUCGGAAUUCGUCAAUGCCGUAGCGUAUCUUCCCCCUUCCAACCUCUUCCCGCAAGGUCUUGUGGUAUCUGGGGGCAAGGACACCUUUGUCGAAGUGCGCCAACCGAACGCCUCGGCAAGUGAUGAUGCCGAGCGUCUCCUCGUCGGCCACUCCCAGAACGUCUGCAGCAUCGAUGUGUCCCCGACUGGCAACUAUAUCGUGUCGGGGAGUUGGGACUUUCAGGCCCUCAUCUGGAGCACAACAUCAUGGGAGCCAGAGGUGCGGCUGAGUGGCCAUGACAAGGCUGUCUGGGCUGUUCUGGCGCUAGAUGACAACACGGUGCUGACCGGCUGUGCCGACGAGAACAUUCGCAUUUACGAUCUUCGUAAGGCGGUCGCUGGAGAGGCUGCACCGGCAUCCACCAUCACCACACCAGACGUUGUACGUGCGCUGUGUCGCGUACCCAAGGGCCACCCGAGCGGCGCCGACAUCGCCAGCGCCACCAAUGAUGGUAUCAUUCGGCUGUGGAAACUCAAUGGCCAGCAAGUUGCCGAGCUGAUCGGCCACGAAAGCUUCAUCUACUCGUUGGCAAGCCUGCCAUCCGGAGAGCUACUGAGCGCCGGUGAGGAUCGCACACUAAGGGUGUGGAAGGGCAUUGAGUGCAUCCAAUCCAUCACGCACCCGGCAAUUUCGGUGUGGGCUGUGGCGGCGGACCCCGAGACAGGUGACAUCGUGUCUGGCGCCAGCGAUGGCGUCGCUCGUAUCUUCACCCGCAGCAGCGACCGACUGGCGGAUGCGGAAACCCUUUCCAGCUUCGAAGAGUCCAUCAAAGCGUCCUCGAUUCCUCAGCAGCAACUACCUGAUAUCAACAAGGAGAAGUUGCCAGGGCCUGAAUUCCUCCAACAGCGAUCUGGCACAAAGGAGGGCCAGGUGCAAAUGAUCAACGAGGGCAACGGCUCAAUCACAGCCCAUCAGUGGUCUGCGAGCCAACAGCAAUGGAUAAGCAUAGGCACAGUGGUCGACUCCGCUGCGAGUAGUGGCAAGAAGACGGAUUACAAGGGUAAGUCAUACGACUUUGUAUUUGACGUUGACAUCGAAGACGGAAAGCCACCCCUAAAGCUUCCUUACAACCUCUCGGAAAACCCUUACGAAGCCGCUACUAAGUUCCUCGGUGAUAACGAGCUGCCCCUCACGUACCUCGACAAUGUCGCCAACUUUAUCACCCAGAAUACACAGGGUGCGACACUUGGUCAGGCAGCCCCCCCGGCUGCCGAUCCGUACGGCACUGAGGCCAGGUAUCAACCUGGCGAGCCCGCCGCGAAGCCUAAUGUGCUGCCCCAGAACGAUUUCCUUAGCAUUACAGCGGCUAAGUACGAUGCCAUGGUCAACAAGAUCUUGCAGACCAAUUCCAAUAUGAUCUCAUCAGGUCGCAAAGACUUUGCCCUCAACCCCACAGAGCAGGCAUCGCUACAGGAGCUCCGCCAGGCAGUAGAAAAUUCGAAAGCCAUCAGCGAACCUGGACUCAACUUGGCGAUCAAAAUCGUUUCUAGAUGGCCGUAUACCGACCGGCUUGCAGGCCUGGAUCUCCUGAGGUGUAUGGCACCAUCACCGGUUGUCGCUGGAUACUCGUCAAUUCUCGGGUCUAUUGUCCAAGUGGUCAUCAGCAGUGCCGCAGAUGUCCCCGAAGGCGGCCCGCCCAACGAGAACAGUGUCAUGAUGGCCCUCAGAACUGUCGCCAACCUGUUCAGCUCCAAGGAAGGCCGUGAGGUCGUAGCCAAAGAGGCCUCGACCGUGGCCUCUUUCCUGGAACGCGUUGUGGGCAUAGCCGACGGAACACCCAUCGGUCAACACAACCGCAACCUGCUCAUUGCCGCGACUACCACCAUCAUCAACUACUCCGUCCUGAGCCGGAAAGACAAGGUUGUCUUUGAGGGUUCAGACCUGCCCAAGCAAUUGCUGUCAGUAUUGGGCAAGAUCCUGACGGAACAAAACGACUCCGAGGUGCUAUACCGCGGUCUUGUCGGACUGGGUACUUUCGCCACGAGUCAUAAAGCUAUUGCUGAGUCGCUCAAGGCACAGGAGUGGGUGAAAGCGGCCAAAGGCAAAGCUACUGAACCCAGGGUGAAGGAUGUCGCUGGAGAGUGCUUGGACCGCCUUUGGUAG